This is a messenger RNA of Ostreococcus lucimarinus CCE9901, 3324 nucleotides long. RefSeq lists its product with no specific name. The transcript is spliced from 2 exons. The coding region runs from base 1 to 3324 and encodes 1107 amino acids. Gene Ontology annotation, molecular function: protein binding. Lineage: Eukaryota; Viridiplantae; Chlorophyta; Mamiellophyceae; Mamiellales; Bathycoccaceae. Gene Ontology annotation, biological process: tRNA methylation. Gene Ontology annotation, cellular component: cytoplasm. The record is from RefSeq and is a predicted model, not a curated record.
AUGCCGACGCGGUCGCGCGCGUACGUCGGGGACGUCGCGUGCGUGGCGUCGUUCGGCGCGCGCGGGACGCUGCUCGCGGGCGCGGGGGCGUCGAUUCAUCGAUUCGCGCUCGGGACGGAUGGCGCGCGCGGAUGCGGCGCGAGCGGCGCGCGACGCGUCGCGAGCGCGGCGGUGUUCGAGGCGCAGGGCGUGCGCGUGCACGGCGUGCGAGAUUUACGAGACGGGGAGACGUGCGCGGUGUGGGGCGAGCGCAGGGUGCGAGUGAUGCGGCUGCGGGACGGCGACGGCGACGGCGACGGCGACGACGGCGACGGCUGGACGGCGGAGACGCCGUUCGCGCCGUUCGCGGCGUGGGUGCACGACGUGCGCGGAAUCGCGGAUGACGACGGCGCGCGCGGGCGCGCGAUGGCGAUCGGAUUCAGCGAUAACGCGGUGGAGCUGUGGAGGCGAGACGCGGAGGGCGACGGUUGGACGCGCGCGGAACGCGUGGAAUGCGAGUCGAGAUGUUUGCUUUAUACGCUCGCGCUGAGCGCGAGCGAGACGUGGGCGGGGAUGACUGUGGCGGCAGGAACGAUAUUUAACGACGUGCAGCUGUGGUGCGUGCGCGAUGGGGCGGUUCGCGUGAAAUGCGUCGGGCACGAAGGAUCGUUGAUGCGCGUGCGAUUCGGCGAAGACGGAGACGUCGUGUACUCGUCUUCGGACGACAGAACGGCGCGUGUGUGGGACGUGCCCGAGAACGCGAUGGAUUCAAACACGUGCGUUUCCGUUCGCCCGAGCGCGGUGCUGGCUGGUCACGUCGCGCGCGUAUGGGAUUGCGUGCGCAUCGACGGCGAACGGCCCGUGUACGCCACGGCGGGGGAGGAUUGUACGGUGCGCGUGUGGGAUGCAAAUAACGCUCGUGGUACGGAGACCCUCGAGCAAGGCGUCACGCGAAGACCGCAGUGCGAGCUCGCUGUACUUCGAGGCCAUCGUGGACGUGGUAUAUGGCGCGUGUGUAAACUAAAAGCGUUCAACGGCGACGUCGUGCUCGCGAGCGCCGGCGCCGACGGCAGCGUAAAGAUUUGGAACAUGAGCGAUUGGACUAGCGCAAGCGCGGGACAGAAAGACAGCAUGGCGCUACACGAAAGCGUGACGCCGUGUCCCGACGGUAAGCUUACCUCGGACGAUGCCGCAGACUCGACGGACAUCGAAAUGCACGAGGAACCCGCUGAGAGCGCUUCGUCGAAAAAGCGCAAAAAGAAGAGCAAACGCCGCAAGAGCUUGUUCGGCCCGAACGACGAGUACAUUCGCGCCGUUCGCAUCGCUCGAUACGGUGUGAUAUACGUAGCAACGAACUGCGGAAUCUUGUAUCGCGUAACGAUAUCAUCGAAAGGCGCCGCGUGGGUGUGGGAGCGCGUAUGCGAGAGCGCGUCGCCACUCAUGUCGAUGAGCGUCGAACGGACGGAUGAUUCGGACGUCGUCGCCGUUUCUGAUUUGGAAGGGAUCAUAAAAAUUGCUCACAUUUCGUGUCACACGGGCUCGUGCACGAAUUUGAUUUCCUUCAGAGCGUCCGAAACUCGUGUUUUGAUGGAUGUGUUCUUGAAGAACGGGUACGUGUUCGCGUCCAUCGUAGGCGGCGUCAUCAAGUGUUGGCGGCGCGACGAAGUCGAACAGUGCGUGUUCACUUUGCGCAACCCGUACAAACAUCGAAUAUUGGCGCUUGACUAUUCCGAAGAAUUGCAAAUAGUCGCCGUCGGCGAUCAAAAAGGAAAUUUGUGUGUUUUCGACGCGAAUACGAAAGCUGAUGAUCUCGUCGUGCUGGCGAAGAAGUGGUCGGCGCACGAAAAGGCGUCUUCCAUUAACGCGUGCGAAAUCCAUCCUGGUCCAGUGUUCAUGACAGGCGGACGAGACUCGAACGCGUGCUGUUGGAGUGUUUCCGGAGAUGGUGAACUCGUGUUGGAUACGAAAUGGACUGCACCGUCGAAAGCGAGUGUGCUCUUUUUAUCCGCCACCGCAAACGGCGAUUUCUCGCGCGCGGCUGGAUUUCGCGAGACGGACUUUGUCGCGUAUUCCGUAAGCGAUCAACGUCAGAUGAUUCGCAUACCUUGUCACGCACAAAAUGUACCGCACGACGUUUUUAUGGGUGACGGCGAUCGCAUCAUCUUCGUGCAUCGAUACAAAACGUCGCUUCACAUCUCGAUGCGGUGGUCCGAGCAAGACGUCGUCGAGGACAAAUCCGGUGCGCUUUGGUCUCAUGGACGUGAGAUACACACGAUACGCUUCGUUCCACCUCCAGGUAGCGCAGAGAACGCGCCGCUCGGUGUCGUUUCCGGCGCUGAAGACGGAACAAUCAUGCGGUUGCUUUACGAUGCAACGCGACGAGAUGGCGCACGUGUGUACUCUCCGAGCGAUAUUUGCAAGCAUCCAGGAGGGCGAACGGUCAAAUCGUUGAGUAUUUACAAAGAGAAUGACCACUCGUACGUGUUAUGCGCCGGAGGCGCGAAAGAAGUCUUGCUCGCCUUUCGUCUGACGUGGUCGCGCGACAAGACGGGUGCGUGGGACUUCAAGUCCGCCGCGCUCGUCAUACCAAAACCGGAAGAUAAGCCAGGCACGCGAGCUUGGACCAAAGGGUGCGGGUACGUCGAACCGAGGGCGGAAAGUGACCAGCGAAUCAUGGACGUGGCCACGUACGCGCGCGACGGGGAAAUGCGCGUACUUUACUCGACGAGUCUCGGUGCCGUGACCAUCGUCGCCAUGAGCGAGAUAAAUCGAGCAUGGCGUAUGAUUUCGUCAUUGAAACAUCAUUCGUGUCCAGCGCUCGCCGUGGACGUGCUUGAACGCUCAAGGGUUUGGGCGUGCAGCGGUGGCACCGACGGUGGCAUCGCCGUGUGGCUUCUCGACGAUGCCGAAGUUGCCGCUCCCGUGUGCGUGAUAGAACGCGCGCAUCAGUCCGGCGUCAACGCCCUAUGUAUAUCACAUACGUCGGAUGAAAACGUCUUUAUCAUCGUCAGCGGUGGAGACGACCAAACUUUGCGCGUGCAAGAGUUUCGCGUCGACGACGCGUCGGCAUCGCCGAGUCGCCUCGCCGAAUUCAAGUUUUCGCACAGCUCCGCGAUGCGAAGCGUCUGGUCCGACGGCUCGCGUAUCAUUUCGACAAGCGUCGAUCAACGAGUGAAAAUAUGGGACAUCGCAUCGCUCGACGCGCGGUUGGAAAUUGUUCCUCGCGAAGGCGUCGUGACGCAAACGCCCGAACCAGAAGCCAUCGACGUGCAUCGCGCGCGAGACGGCGCGCUCACGCUCGCCGUCGCCGGACGCGGGUUCGAGUUGUACGACAUCAAAACAUAG